This is a messenger RNA of Schizophyllum commune H4-8, 866 nucleotides long. RefSeq lists its product as uncharacterized. The transcript has 5 exons. NCBI's taxonomy places the organism in Eukaryota, Fungi, Basidiomycota, Agaricomycetes, Agaricales, Schizophyllaceae. The coding region runs from base 79 to 678 and encodes 199 amino acids. The record is from RefSeq and is a predicted model, not a curated record.
CGAAUCUCUGAAGCCCCACGUCGUCCGAAAGUCGAACUCGUAGUAUCGGGAGGCUUGCUCUAUUCCCUGGCUGGGGCGAUGAUCAUCUGGUCCCCUUCGAUUGGACUGAAUGCUUCGCCACUGCAUGCUCCGAAGAAGGAGGAAGACCGCUUCGGCUCCCACGACUACAGCAAGUUUCCGUCUGCAUUCACCUCGUCUGUCACCCGCAAAUUGGACUCCCGGCGGACAGCCCACAUCUCCCUCUGUGCCACCGCGAGCCUUGACCAUAUCAACCUAAUCACCGAGGCUAUCAAGGUCGUCCAGAACGCACAGGAAGCGACUCGAACUACGGACGAGGCGGGAAGCCUUAGCAUAAUGAAGGAGGAGGUCACAGAAGCUCUGGAGAAGCUGACUGCACAGAACUUCGACCCUGACAACGUUGCUCUGAUCGCUCAGGAUGUUGACCAUCUCAACGUCAAGGUCCAGGAGCAGAUAGCCUGCAUGGCCGAUAUCAGCAAGGGCCAGCACGAUGUUCAAUCAGCCACGUCUGCCUACAUGACGCAGCAAGAGCUGGAUGAUAUCCUUCAGCAUGUCAAGGUCCUGUUGUUGAAGAUGAAGGAGGAGCACGGCAACAGUCAACGUACCGAGAAUGCCGUCCUUGCGGCAUUCGAGAAUCAGCGCAAGGCUCAUGAUAAGUAGGGGAAGAUGAAAGGGCCACCGGCGCUCUACACGUAUGAAACAGCCCUCCCUCAUCUCACUCGCCGAGCAGAAAGAAAAUCGCGAGUCGGCGGUACCUACAGUGUUCAGUGUAUUCGCGGUAUCUCUAUCCAAUACUCAUUACUAUUCCAUCUUUUUAUCUUCAGAUUUAUGAGUGAAUCUCCAUGCGG